AAAGCGCUUAAUGAAUUUUACAGAGCAGCCUGAAAGUAUGCAACACGAAGAAUCGAAAAGCAACACGUCAAGAACAAUGACGAGCUGGGAUGGCAGCAACGAUUCGCUGACAGCAUCCACAGCAUCGCUACAGCAACAACGAAGUGAAACAACACCACGAGCUGGACCAGGACUUUUGCUAUUUCCCGGUACCGCUCAAAGGCAUCAUGAGAAUCAGGCAUCGAGGCACCAGAAAGCGAAUACGACAACACUAAAUGCGAAUGCAAAUGCGAAUGCGAAGGAGAACGAAGUGCUCAUUAAUCAACGGAAACCGUAUAGCAUUCGCAGCUUUCGUCGUCCACCGCUUUGGCAGCCCCCGCCGGCCAAGCAAACAAAGGAGGCAGAAACACCGCAGGACUGCAUUGAGAAUACAGCUUACAUAGCAAAAGCGCAGGCAUUCAUAAUCGAGUUUCUGCAAGGCUCGUCCAUACACGGUUUCAUCUAUCUGGCGAAAUUCGGGCUCAACUUUUUGGAGCGCAUGCUCUGGUUUGCAUUCAUAUGCGUUGCCCUCUUCAGCAUCAUCUCGCUGAGCCAACGCACUUGGCAGCGUUUCCAGACCUCGCCCAUGGUCAUCUCCAUGGAUCGCAACAAACUUGUGUGGAACACCAGCUUUCCAUCGCUGACCGUCUGUCCGCAUAAGCGCAUUGAUGAACUCAAAGUGGAUGACUAUAUACUUGCACACAUCGAGGAGUUCGAGGAUGACGAGGAUAAGGACAAUUUCCGGGACUUUAUUGAGAAACUUGCCAGUCUCACAUAUGACAAUUUGGAAACUCUGCCGCUGAACAAGUCGUAUGGCAUCGAUAGCAGCAAUUACUUGGAUAUACUCUAUGAACUGAAAUGGCCCUUCGAACCGGAAAUCAGCAGCGGCGCCGCCGUCAAAAUGUUCAUCUACGAGACACAAACGGAGUUUGGCAUUUGCCACUCGGUCAAUUCUCUGGUGGCGAGAUACAACUCUUUUCAAUAUUGGCGUGCUAACGACUGGAAUCUGCUGGAUCAUGGGGAUCGAGUGACUGUUCAUCCGCUGGAUGGCGAGAUCUAUGCGCAGAUUAUUAAUCUAUCCACUGCUUACGAUGUCUACUUUCAUGGACCUGGCGAUGUGCCCAGCAUAUCGAAGCAACGUUACACUUUUCCCGAGAGCGAUUACACAACCGUGGAACUAAUUGCUCUCGAAAUCUAUACGAAUGAGGAGGCGAGAGCGUUCACCACGAAGCAGCGCAAGUGCCGCUUUCAAUACGAGGCCGACGAUAUGCAGACGGUUCCCAUUUAUAGCUUUGGUCUCUGCCUCUCCGAGUGCCGAAUGUUCUUUGCACUUCGCAUCUGCGGUUGUAUUCCGCACUUUUAUCGCAAUCUCUUACGCAGUGGUCGUCGCUUGCCGGUCUGUGGUCUGGAAGGCAUCGGUUGCUUGGUCAAAAUUAAACGCGAAAUUAUAUCCUUAAAGUCGGACAAAUAUAAAAUCAAUUGCAAUUGCUUGAGCAACUGUGAUGACUCCAACUUCUUUGUACAAUCCUAUAGGUCGCGCGUCUGGUUCCUGGGCGCUAAUCUACAAUGGGGCAUUAUUGAUUAUCCCAAAAUGCAGCUGCGUCGCGAUGUGCUCUUCUCCUUCGCCGACGUCUUGGUUUAUAUUGGCGGUCUGGUUGGUUUCUUCCUCGGUUGCAGUGCGCUCAGCUUUACAGAGAUUAUAUAUUAUUUUACAGCACGUCUGGUGCGUCGCAUGUUCUCCAAUUAAAUGUUACUACAAUUCAAAACUCGCAUCGCAAAUAAAAUGAAAACAUUGUUUAUUGGCCUCACUCACAUCAGCAGCGUGUUCAAUCAAUAAUAAUAAAAUAAAUUUCUGCAGAGUUGGCAAAAAUCAUUCAGGGACAGCACAAACACAAUACAAUUCAAUGGUAGAUAGAACCCUCCCCCCUUGGAUCUGCUGCUGCUUGGCAUUUCAAUGAACUGUUUUGUCUCUGCGUCCUGUCAUCGGGUCAGAGGUCUCGAGUCUCAGGUCUGACGUCUAUCGUCUGUCGUCUGGCCAUUCAUUCAGCUAGCAGAUUCCUCGACAAAUUAGGCGCAUUUUUGUAUUUCUGCAAACCUUGUCGAUUUUUAUUAGGGGCUCGUGAACAACAACAACAACUCGAAUUUAUUAUUUG
This is a messenger RNA of Drosophila albomicans, 2171 nucleotides long. It is a transcript of the gene ppk9, whose product is annotated as sodium channel protein Nach. Gene Ontology annotation, molecular function: ligand-gated sodium channel activity. The record is from RefSeq and is a predicted model, not a curated record. The transcript has 9 exons. Gene Ontology annotation, biological process: sodium ion transmembrane transport. Gene Ontology annotation, cellular component: membrane. NCBI's taxonomy places the organism in Eukaryota, Metazoa, Arthropoda, Insecta, Diptera, Drosophilidae. Bases 11 to 1765 code for a protein of 584 amino acids.